Lactuca sativa (garden lettuce) is the source of this 963-nucleotide messenger RNA. Its product is annotated as pre-mRNA cleavage factor Im 25 kDa subunit 2. Gene Ontology annotation, cellular component: mRNA cleavage factor complex. Gene Ontology annotation, molecular function: mRNA binding. Gene Ontology annotation, biological process: mRNA 3'-end processing. Lineage: Eukaryota; Viridiplantae; Streptophyta; Magnoliopsida; Asterales; Asteraceae. The record is from RefSeq and is a predicted model, not a curated record.
UUUCACCCUAAUUUCGUUUCUCAACAAGUAGCCCUCCAUCCCCAAAUCAAAUAGACCCGCUACCAAUUUCCUUUUGAUCUUCAAUCUCCACUGCGUGUUUUUGCGAAAGAUCUAGGGAGAUGGUGACUUCAUCAGUUGUAAACACAUACCCUCUUUCGAGUUACUCCUUCGGCACAAAAGAACCCAAAAUGGAGAAAGACACUUCUGUUGCUGAUCGUCUUGCUCGCAUGAAACUCAACUAUAUGAAGGAAGGUAUGAGGACCAGUGUUGAAGCAAUCUUACUGGUGCAAGAGCAUAAUCAUCCUCACAUUCUUCUACUACAAAUUGGCAACACAUUUUGUAAACUUCCUGGUGGACGACUUAAGCCUGGUGAAAAUGAAGUUGAAGGGUUGAAAAGGAAAUUGUCAAGCAAACUUGCUGCUAAUUCGCCUAAUAUGCAACCUAAUUGGCAGAUUGGUGAGUGUGUUGCUGUAUGGUGGAGGCCAAACUUUGAAACUAUCAUGUACCCAUAUUGCCCUCCACACAUCUCAAAACCAAAGGAAUGCAAGAAACUUUAUGUUGUACACUUGUCAGAAAGAGAGUACUUUGCAGUGCCCAAAAAUCUCAAACUUCUUGCUGUCCCACUGUUUGAGCUUUAUGAUAAUGUUCAGAGAUAUGGACCAGUCAUAUCAACUAUACCACAGCAGCUGUCAAGAUUUCAGUUUAACAUGAUCCCUGCGUAAGCGCACACCGGAUUCCAGCCAUUUUAUAUAACGUAAUAUUAAAUUUAGUAAAAUCGUUCUCUCGAAUAUUUUAUUGGCAUUUAUAGAACCUCAUUUAAAGAUUUAGUUUAAUUCAUCGGCUUUAUUUAGGAGGGAAAGACUAUUGUGACUUGUAUUGUAUGCAUUUCAAGAUGUACAUCGUUGUUGUCUAUUUUCAUUAUUCCAUAUCGUUUUAUGUAUAAGAGUUUAGAAAUCGUUGGUA